AUGGACGACUUCUUUACGGUGCGUACGUACGAGCAGUUUAAGCAGGACUUUCCGGAAUGGUUGAUCAAAGUACGCAGCAACCCGUGGGAGUUGUUUUCCCGGCAACCGGGUUACAUCGCUAGCCAGGCAUAUUGCGUUGUCGGUACCGUGUUGUGUCUCGUACACGCCCUAAAUCGUGGUGGUCGAUGGCCUUACCUGUGGUUCGCGAGUGUCCUUAGCGGAAUGUUGAUUGAGACGUGCUUCUACCUAUCGCCGUUCGGAGAAGUGGUCUGGCUUAGCCCAACCGUCAUCGAUCUGUUCGGCCAGCGAUUGCCGGUGUUUAUUUUCUUCAUGUAUCCAUUCUUCUAUUAUCAGGCGUUUUGGGCGGUUUCCAAGCUGCAGCUUAAGUGCCGUUGGUCCGAACAUAUCGCAGUCGGGUUGCUGGUAGCGUUGUUCGAUUUCCCCUUCGAAAUGGUCAACAUCAAUCUGCUCCACUGGACGCUGCACGAAACCGACCAGAUGCUGGCUGAGCGGCUCUACUCGGUACCGUGGACUGUUUUGCCGUUUCUCGCCGGGACCACGUUUGCCUUUUCCUGGCUGUUCCAUCAGCUGCGCAAAUGGUUUGCACGGUCUUCAUCGAACCGAUGGGACGCAGGAUCACCGCACGUGGAACUCCUGGUGGCCAUCGGAAGCGCUGGUUUAUCGGUGCCGAUCGGGUCGACGUUAUUUCUUCUUCUAAAUUACCCCCUGCAUACCGUGCUCGGCAUUCCAAACCGGGUCGUUAUCGUUGGGGUGUUUCUGUGUUUGAUUGCUGUGGUCUGGAAGUUUGAUCGGAAAAGUAACCGAAGUAUGCCUGCGAAGAAACAAUCGGUGCUAGAUCACGUGUUGAAUGGGUUUAUUAUAGGCCACUUUUUCCUCUAUCUGACGAUGGGCGUUUUGCUUGAUCCUGAAAAUGCCGUUUCGACUGGCAGACAUCAGCCGAUCGGCAGCUGCCAGGAUGAGGACACACGGCUCUGCAUCGAUACCGUUAGUAAGGCCAAAUAUGAUUUCCACUGCACCGAAAAAAGACCCUUCGAAGGCGCCUAUUGGUACACGAUCUGUGGCACGCCGUUUGAAAAUCGAACCGAAGUUCUAUUCGUCCUGGCAGUGAUCUCAUUCAUCGCAGCGCUCAUUCAUUGGACGGUACACUACGAUUUCAUCAAAAAGAUCGCACCCACGGAAGGAACCAAGAAAAAGGGACAAUAAAACAGUUGGUUAUGUUUUUGUUUUUAAUUAUACAACUUUAUUGUAGUCCUUAAAACUUAGCUUUGGAUUUCUACACGAUAUGUUCUUAAGCGAGCUAAACUUUAUGCUGAAUGUGGGAAAUAGACGCCGAAACGAGACAGAACGAUAGCAAAACGAAUAUGCGAGUGAAUGAGAAAGAUAGAAGCAAUGGACAAUUAUGUUGCAACGAUAUUUCAACCAACAAAAGCGGGCCAUUUUGAUGUUAUUCGUUUCUCAAAUAAUAAAACAUUCGCUCAAGAAUGGGUACAAAGUGCAAUAGUGAAAAGAGAGACAUUUUCCAUUGGGAAAAUGAAAUUAAAUGAGAAACAUUUUCCAUUGGAAAAAAUAAUAGCAAUUGUGUUGUGCAGCCCUGUA
Anopheles nili is the source of this 1617-nucleotide messenger RNA. RefSeq lists its product as uncharacterized. The transcript is spliced from 6 exons. The coding region runs from base 1 to 1224 and encodes 407 amino acids. The record is from RefSeq and is a predicted model, not a curated record. Lineage: Eukaryota; Metazoa; Arthropoda; Insecta; Diptera; Culicidae.